AUGGGCUGCGAGUUUCAACCCGCGAAGACAACGAGGCAUUUUCACCCCAGAGAUGGGGUCAUGUACAAGCUGUACUACGCUGAUUUAGAAAAGAAACGUUGUCCCGACAUCCAAUCUUUUAGCUCAUCAUAUCCAGCAAACCAUUCAAUCCAAGAACCUGUAGAUCCAAAUGCUUGUACAGUGUGGAGGCGCUUUGCAAAUUUAUUUGAGACUACACAAACGCUUUUUUGGGCAGUUUUUGGAUUGGUAGAUUUGGACAGUUUCGAGUUAGAUGGUAUCAAAAUCUUCACACGAUUUUGGGGAAUGCUCAUGUUCGGAACUUAUUCAGUUAUUAAUAUUGUGGUGUUACUUAAUUUACUGAUCGCGAUGAUGAAUCACUCCUAUCAACUCAUAUCGGCUAUACACAGUAAUACACACUUAGUUCUGAUGCAAAACUAA
Molecule: messenger RNA, 438 nt
Organism: Ctenocephalides felis (cat flea)
Lineage: Eukaryota; Metazoa; Arthropoda; Insecta; Siphonaptera; Pulicidae
Product: transient receptor potential-gamma protein-like
Exons: 4
Coding region: 1-438 (145 amino acids)
Biological process (GO): regulation of cytosolic calcium ion concentration; manganese ion transport; calcium ion transmembrane transport
Cellular component (GO): membrane; cation channel complex
Molecular function (GO): inositol 1,4,5 trisphosphate binding; store-operated calcium channel activity
Source: RefSeq, a predicted model, not a curated record